Molecule: messenger RNA, 912 nt
Organism: Colletotrichum higginsianum IMI 349063
Lineage: Eukaryota; Fungi; Ascomycota; Sordariomycetes; Glomerellales; Glomerellaceae
Exons: 3
Coding region: 1-912 (303 amino acids)
Source: RefSeq, a predicted model, not a curated record
AUGGCCGCAGUGUGCUGUCCUUUCCAGGGUAUCCAAACUCUCUGGGAGAGAAUGCAAGUCUUAAGGACAGUUAACGUUUUCGACGGAAGCUUCAGGGCAGCCUACUCCCAACCGAGCGAUCAAGCCUCCAUCAUUGAAGCCAAGAUCCGCCAAGCUGAGCUGCAGCUCUACACACUUGAGACCGAAAAGAAUAGGAUACUGUUGUUCAAGAAACGUGCAGAAGAACGCGCCCGCGGACGAAGCUCCGCCGCCAUACGAAGCGGAACCGAGCUCAGGACCGCCGAGGCCGUUGCCGCCGCCGUCGCCGUCAGCUUCAGCCGGACGUUGCUCCUCGGCGAACACCAGAACCAGCCGUUCUACGCCCUGUCGAUACACAGUGGCUUCACCAGCUCGCCGCCGAUCGUUCUGCACUCUGGGCCGGCAAACACAUCCCCGCCACUGGCGUCGGUGGACUAUCACAGCUUCAGCACCAAGAUGAGCAUGACGCUGCCCCCCGCGCCAAAAGGCAGUCCCGGAGGCGCGCCCGUCAUCGAACUGGAAUACAACCUGGACUUUCCCACGUUGAACUACGCCUUUGCGAUGGGUGUUGGUCCGAACUGCGAACGCCUUGAGCGGUUCGAGUGGAGGUCGAGCUCCGGCGAAGCCAUCGCCAUGCUGGACGGCAGAAGCAGAGGCUGGAAGCUAGUCAGACUGGCCCAGUCAGCAGGGUCUGCGGGCUUUAGGAGUAGUGACGGUAAGGAGGUAGUGGCAGUCUGGACGGAUGCCGGACUGAGCAUGACCAAGGUGGCCAAGUUCGCGUUCACGGGCAGCGGCCUGACGGGGGAGCUGGGCGAACGGUGGGCGAUCAUGGCUGUUAUUUCGGGCCUGGCCAUCUGCGAGCGACAGAGGCAGCGGAGACGCAACAACGGCUAA